Ogataea angusta is the source of this 1737-nucleotide messenger RNA. RefSeq lists its product as uncharacterized. The record is from RefSeq and is a predicted model, not a curated record. Gene Ontology annotation, biological process: translation. The transcript is spliced from 2 exons. The coding region runs from base 1 to 1737 and encodes 578 amino acids. Gene Ontology annotation, cellular component: ribosome. Lineage: Eukaryota; Fungi; Ascomycota; Pichiomycetes; Pichiales; Pichiaceae. Gene Ontology annotation, molecular function: structural constituent of ribosome.
AUGGGCCCAGAAAGAGAAAGACGCUACAGAGAGACUACACCAGGACGUACACCAGACACACAGGCUACAGAGACUACUUGCGAAACUACUUGCGUAAUCGUAAAGAGCCGUCUUUCGCGGCAAGCAACGAUUCGCAGCACUGAGAGGCACCCGGCGCUCUCAGCACAAUUUGGCGACAAAUCUCAUCAAACUAUAUGUUCAGGCCUCCACGAUGUGGCCUCUUUCGGAAACGUAGAUACCGUCCAGGAACUUUCUGAUAUCCUUGUUUCUGACCCUGCAGAUCUGCUGAAUAUCGGCGCACGUCUGCGACACGUUCUCGAGAGAGUUUCCCUCGACGAUCAGCUCGUCUUUCUGGGCGGUGGAGAUGGUGGCCUUGCAGCCCUCCCACACCUUGACUUUUCUGAGUCUUUUUUCUCCCAAGAAGUUUCUGAUCUCGACGUAGUCCUGGCCGUCCUCGGUCACAACGUUGACGUUGAUCGGGAAGUGCGCGUACACAAAUCUCAUCUUGUAUCUGAAGCCGACAGUGACGCCCUUGAUCAAGUUGGCAAUGAUAGAUUUCACAGUUCUCAGCGAGGCGACGUGUUUUCUGUCUCCGUUGUGAACAGUGAUUUUAAUCUGUGUAUUGGACAACUUGGUGAAGGUGACGUCGAUGUGGCGCAGGUCUUUCUUCAGCUCGCCGCGCGGACCCCUCACGAGGAUGUUGCGCGACUUGAUGACGAGAGACACGUCUUGAGGAACGUCGAGGAUUUCGGAGGAUUGGAUGUACUUCAUGGCGAAAUUGACGAAAAAAUUUUCACUCCCAUAAUUGUUAUAGCUCUGCUGUGGUUACCCUCCUGUUUGAAAAAUUCACCAUUUUGUUUUAACACCGGCAUGCUACAGUCCUUCCAACAACAGGCCAGACGGUUCCACGCCUCGCGUGUGGCGACCGCGCUGAGCAAGCAGAAGCGCAUGGAGAUCGCAUCGCACAAAAAGAAGCACAACAUCGUGCUGCAAAGCAGCAGACUCCUCAAUAAAGAGAAGGUCGAUCCUGUUCUCGGCAGAGCCAACAAUCCGUUCAUCGAGAGACUGAAAAUGGAGAUCGAGGAGCCCACCGUGCUGGCGAAGAAGUUUAAUCUCGCGGAGGUGGACAAGCUGCUCUACGGAGCCAAGGAAUCCAAGGUUCUCAAGUCUGUGUCGACGCUCGGUUACGACGAGGCCACAGUGAAGCAGAUCGAGAGAGAGGAGGCGGAGAAAAGAGAGAUUCUGCUUCGAAUACUCAGCAUGAGAAACGCAGACGAGCAGGAAAGGAACAGACGGGUGCUGGCCAUGGCUGUGGCCGAGUUCGGCAGGUUCGAGGGCGAUACCGGCUCGUCGGAAGUCCAGGCCGCCGCCAUGACUGUGAGACUGUUCAAUCUCAUGGAGCACAUCAAGCAGAAUCCGCAGGACAAGAUUCAUAUCCGCCGUGCACGUAUGCUGACCCAGCAAAGACAGAAGCUGCUCAAGUACCUGAAAAAAGACAAUCCGCAGAGGUAUUACUGGGCGAUCGAGAAGCUGGGACUUACCGACGAAGUGGUCCACAUGGAGUUCAACUUCGACAAGAGAUACAUGCAGGACUUUGAGAUCUGGCCAGGCAGACAGCUGAUCCGUCCUGGCAAGCGCGAGACUAGGGAAAGUGCGAGAAUGAAGAGACUGUUGACCAAAGAGAGACUGGACGAGCUGCAGAUCCGCACAGACGAAAGCGAGCAACAGCAACUGUAA